AUGUUAUCAGGAAGAUUUUUUGAGAUUUUUGGAAAUCGACGGUAUUUAGAUGCUGAAAAAGAUACAGAAAAAAUUUUGGAUGCCAUAAGGAAUGGUGAUGUGUCGGACAUUGACAUUAGUGAUGAUGAUGAGGAAAAAGAAAGCCUCCAAGAAUUCAAUGCUCUUGAAAAUAUCACCUGGGAUAGUAAUGAAUCAGCCGCUGAUAGGCAGAACUGGACAACGCAGGAAUAUGUUUCUCUCUUUUGGGAUACGCUUUUAAUGGAAAUGAGCAAAUACACGAAGAUGAAGUAUCAUAAAGAAACAGUUAAUGUUUUAAAUAUUUGUUUAAAUGACAUGAAAGCAUAUUUAGGGGCAACCCUGCUGAUGUCACGCUUAGGUUAUCCAAGAGUUUGCAUGUAUUUUCAGAAAACUACACGUGUUCCUGCUAUUGCUAACGCGAUAACUAGAAACAAGUAUUUUCAGAUUAGAAACCAUUUGAAAGUGCUUGAUGAUGCUCAAGUUACAGAUGAAAAAAAAAACAAAGAUAAGUUGUGGAAAGUAAGACCAAUUAUGGAUCGAGUUAGAAAAGGUUGCCUUACACUUCCUCGUAGUAAGAAUCUUGCUGUAGAUGAGCAGAUGAUACCAUUAAUAGGUGUUUGUGCUGUAAAACGAUAUGUACCAGGGAAGCCAAAUCCAGAAGGGCUAAGGAAUUUCGUUUUGGCAGCACCAAGUGGUUUAGUAUUAGAUUUUGAAGUCUAUAAAGGGAAAGGUAUUCAAAUUCCUGUUCAGCCAUCUGCAAUUGGACGCAGAAUAACUCUUUUUACUGGAAAGCGAAAGAAAGAAGCUGAGAAGCCUCCAGGAUUGAAAAAAGUUGAUUUUGCUCUGAGGCAUCAUAUUUCUUGUAUAAUGCCUCCUUCAAAGCGUGAGGUUCCACAUAAUCUGGUGUCUUGA
Stegodyphus dumicola is the source of this 930-nucleotide messenger RNA. Its product is annotated as piggyBac transposable element-derived protein 3-like. The record is from RefSeq and is a predicted model, not a curated record. NCBI's taxonomy places the organism in Eukaryota, Metazoa, Arthropoda, Arachnida, Araneae, Eresidae.